Molecule: messenger RNA, 1709 nt
Organism: Bursaphelenchus okinawaensis
Lineage: Eukaryota; Metazoa; Nematoda; Chromadorea; Rhabditida; Aphelenchoididae
Source: the annotation of a GenBank genome assembly
AUGAAGUACUCUAUUAUCUUUACCUUCUUUUUUGUUAGCCUAUGUUAUGGUAAGUUAAAUUUAUUUUAAAAAUAGUUUUUAUAAACUUAAAAAAAAUUUUUUACGUUUUUUUCUUAUCAGUAAAAAAUUUUUUUUUCAUAAGACUAAUUUCAAGGCCAGGUAUGAAAAAAAUUAAAAAUCUGCCCUGUCCAGACAUAAAAAAUUAAUUUCAGCAAACGACCUCUCGCCAUGCAUCCAAAAGUGCCUGGAACCGAUGACCAAGAUCGAGAAGACCAUCUCUUAUAUCUAUCGAAACUAUGAGAAUGUCUGUGACAUUUUGGAAAAACAAGCCUUGUGUGCCCAAGACUGCUCUGCCACUGACCGUGCCAUCUUCUUCCAAUACACCACUUUCUACCGAAUUCAUUGUGUUGAUAUGGAGGAGGGUGAGGGUUUUAAACUUAAAAAUUUAAAUUUAAAUUUUUGAACUUUUUUAACUUUUAACUUGAUUCAAACUUUCUUGCUUUCAGAAUUGGAAGAACACAUGCCAUGCUUAAAAGAAGCUUCAUACAAAGCUGAUUUCGGUAAGUUUUUAAUUUUUAUAAGACUAGGACAGGGCAAGAACAAGACUAGUAUAGAGCACAAAUAAGACUAUGUUAGGGCGAGGAUUGGGAUAUGGUAAGGGAAGGUAAAGCUAGGCUAAGGUAAGGUGAGAAUAAUGUUAGGGUAAGUCAAGAAGAAAGCUCGGGUAGAGAAAGGUUCUGAUUAGGGUAACGCUAAAGAAAAGAUAGUUUUAAGGCUUUAGCAGGCCCACUAAGAAGAAGGCUUGGAGUAGGGAUUGCAAGUGGAUAAGGUAAUAUGGGGCUAAGAUAUGGUUAAGCAACUGUAAGGUAGGGAAGGGUAUAUUAUAAUAGGGUAGAGUAGAGUAGGGUAAGGUAGGGUAGGGUAAAGUAUGGUAGGGUAGGGUAGGGUAGGGUAGGAUAGGGUAGGGUAGGGUAGGGUAGGGUAGGGGUGGGGUAGGGUAGGGUAGGGUGGGGUAGGGUAGGGUAGGGUAGGGUAGGGUAGGGUAAGGUAGGGUAGGGUAGGGUAGGGUAGGGUAGGGUAGGGUAGGGUAGGGUAGGGUAGGGUAGGGUAGGGUAGGGUAGGGUAGGGUAGGGUAGGGUAGGGCAAGGUAGGGUAGGGUAGGGUAGGGUAAGGUAGGGUCGUAAAAAUCCUUUAGAAUUAACUUCUGACUUCAGUUUGCCGUGAUAAAUGUCAACACAAGCCUCAAAAGAACAUGAACAAGGAAGAGAAGCAAAAGAACAUCUGCAAGUAGGUCAUCCUUGCCAUGAUCACAACCUUUAUAUGCUGUUAUUCUAAGAACACAUCAUGUUAUUUACAAUAAAAAUCAAUUUCAGGACAGUAGAAUGCUCGACCAUGUGUUACUUCAAGCAAUUCUCAGAGUCAUGCCCUAAGGCUCAGAAUGUCAUGUUGGUGAGUCUUACCUAUAACUUUAACCUAAAAUACAAAAAACCUUAAAUACUAACUAUAUUUCUCAAACUCUUCAGAAGCUCAACGUCAGGAACGCUGAGGAGAUGCGUCGCUUGACCCAUGAAAAGCACGUUCAAGAUAUGAACGAGCAAUGUCGUCGUAUUCAUGAUGGUGAAUAUAUUCGAAGCCAGCUACUUGAAGCCAUCAAGCACGAAAAAGUGGCUAAGCUAGACAAGAUGGACAAGAAGACCAAGAAAGAAUGA